UUCCUCUCCCUCCCCGGGGGCAGAGCGGUGAUCCGAGGGGGCUGUCAGCCUGCAGCACCUCCCCAUCCCCGGGGGCUGGCUUCCCCGCUUCCCCCGCAGGAUUUGUUUUAAGAAAUGUGCAUUUUGCACGAUCUUGUACAAAUCUCCAGGAAGGCAGCGCUGGGGCUGGGCGGGCGCAGGGGCAGAAGCGAGCCGCAGCCCCUCCAGGGGAGGAAAUGAAGGCGAGGAGAGAAAAACCAGUCCGGCCCCGGUAUCAAUAUUUUAUCAGUGUGUCAGCAGCAGCAGCCGCGGCUGGCGAGCGCAGCAGGGGAUGGGGCAGCAGCCGAGCGCACCGGGAGCCCGGCGCGGAGCUGUAGGCAGCCUCGGGCUCCGGGCGGCUUAAAAGGGCGCUUCGGAUCCCCGAGCGCGGGGACCAUGAGCGGCUUCGCCUUGCUGUGCGGCUUGCCCUGGCUCCUGGGGGUGCUGCCGCAAGCGCUGCAGGCCGGGGCCGGGGGCAGGAGCAGCCGACCCACCCCCACCAAAGAGGCGGAUUUCGACCGGGUCUACGCAGGGACGGUGAACAUCAACCGCGAGGAGCUCUACUCCUUCAAUUACACCAGCAAGCCGGGCCAGGUGGAUGCAGUGCGGGUGUAUGUGAAGAGUGACUCUGAGGACCUGCAGUAUCCCAUCCUGUUUGUAGUUCGCCAGCAGAAGGGGGUCCUGUCAUGGCAAGUCCCUCUCAUUUUUCGAGGCCUUUACCAGAGGACCUACAACUACCAGGAAGUAAGCCGUACACUCUGCCCUUCGGAACCCACGCCUGAGAUGGGACCCUCUGAGCAGAUCAUAUUUGUAGACGUGGCUUCCAUGGCACUGUUUGAUAUUGAGUAUGAGCUGCUGGUCACGAGGCUCAAGAACUUCCAACUCACGACAGACAAAGCCUUUAACUUCACUGCCAGCCCUUCUCAGCCUCAGUAUUUUCUGUACAAGUUCCCUCCAGAUGUGGAUUCCGUCAUCAUCAAGGUGGUAUCUGAAACUGUCUAUCCCUGUUCUGUUGUCUCCGUCCAGGAUAUUGUGUGCCCUGUGUAUGAUCUGGACCACAAUGUGGAGUUUAAUGGUGUUUACCAGUCCAUGACAAAGCAAGCUGCCAUUACUGUACAGAAGAAGGACUUCCCAGGCGAGCAGUUCUUUGUUGUGUUUGUCAUAAAGCCAGAGGACUAUGCCUGUGGGGGCUCUGUGCCUUCCUCUAUCAAGGGAAAGGGCAACCACACCUGGAACCUACAACGAACGAAGAGCCUUCAAGUGACCGUUGUACCCUCUAUUAAAGAGUCUGACUAUGUGCAAGCCAUGCUCUUCAGCUUCCUGAGCUUCCUCUCCUUCUACCUGGGCUCGCUGGUCGUCGCCUUUGUGCACUACGUCAGGGUUCAGAGGAAGACUUCAGCUGGAAGAUACAGUCCUGAUGAUGGAUCCGGGACUGUGGCUACCUCACAUCCCAUCACGACUGGCACCCCCGAGGGAAGCAGCUAUGGAGCUAUUGAAAAGCUUGACAUGCAAACUCUAUCUUCAGGGCAGUACUCAGAGGCCACUGCUAACACCAGGCAGAAUGCCGCAGCCUUUACUGAUGAGUCAAGCUCCAGUGGUGGCCGGCAGUUAUCGUCCCCGGAGCAUGGGCACCCACAUGGUUCUGACACAGACAGCUCUGUGGAGGAGGAGAGCGAUUUUGACACCAUGCCCGAAAUUGAAAGUGAUAAGAAUGUCAUCCGCACUAAGAUGUUCCUCUAUCUGUCAGACUUGUCCAGAAAGGAUCGGCGAAUCGUCAGCAAAAAGUACAAAAUUUAUUUCUGGAACAUCAUCACAAUCGCCGUGUUCUAUGCACUGCCUGUGAUCCAGCUGGUCAUCACAUACCAAACGGUGGUGAACGUAACUGGUAACCAGGAUAUCUGCUACUAUAACUUCCUCUGUGCUCAUCCUCUGGGGGUCUUGAGUGUUUUCAACAAUGUCCUGAGCAACGUGGGCCACGUGCUGCUGGGUUUCCUCUUCCUGCUGAUCGUGUUGCGCAGAGACAUUCUCCACCGCCAUUCACUGGAAGCCAAAGACACCUACACGCUGGAAUAUGGAAUCCCCAAACACUUUGGUCUCUUCUAUGCCAUGGGCAUUGCUUUGAUGAUGGAAGGGGUUCUCAGUGCUUGUUACCAUGUCUGCCCCAACUACUCUAAUUUCCAGUUUGACACCUCCUUCAUGUACAUGAUUGCAGGACUCUGCAUGCUCAAGCUUUACCAGACCCGCCACCCGGAUAUCAAUGCGAGUGCUUACUCUGCUUAUGCCUCCUUCGCCGUGGUCAUUUGCCUGGCUGUCGUCGGAGUGGUGUUUGGAAAGAACAAUGUGUGGUUUUGGGUCAUCUUCUCAGUCAUCCACGUUGUGGCCUCGCUGGCUCUCAGCACCCAGAUCUACUACAUGGGCCGCUUCAAAAUAGAUGUCUCUGACACAGACUUUGGGAUUUUCCGCCGAGUGGUGAUGGUGCUGUACACGGAUUGUUUCCAGCAGUGCAGCCGGCCAAUGUACAUGGACAGGAUGGUGCUGCUCAUUGUUGGAAACCUGGUCAACUGGUCCUUUGCUGUCUUUGGACUGGUGUAUCGGCCAAGGGACUUUGCCUCCUACAUGCUGGGAAUCUUUAUCUGUAACCUACUGCUGUAUCUGGCCUUUUACAUCAUCAUGAAGCUCCGCAGCUCUGAGAAGCUCCUGCCCAUUCCACUGUUCUGCAUCGUGGCCACAGCCGUGGUUUGGGCUGCAGCCCUUUACUUUUUCUUCCAGAACCUCAGCAGCUGGGAGGAGACCCCGGCGGAAUCCCGAGAGAAGAAUCGCCCGUGCAUCCUGCUGGGCUUCUUUGAUGACCAUGACGUCUGGCACUUCCUCUCAGCAGCCGCCUUGUUCUUCUCCUUCUUGGUUCUGUUAACGCUGGAUGAUGACCUGGAUGCCGUGCGCAGAGACAAGAUCCCUGUAUUCUGAGCGAUGGGAGCCGGGGUGGGGAUGGUGUUCUUCAUUCUGCUCGGUGGAAGGAGCAGAGCCAGCAGCCAGCAUUGUCUAGGGAGAAUGAACCUCCUGUUGUACAAACAGCACUGACACCCCAGCCAGGCGGAGGAGGAGGAGCAGAUAGAUCCCACACCAGCAAAUAGGAGGCUUCUGUAAUAAAUGAGGCAAGACCUGAAAGGCAGACAGACCCCUGCCUGUUCCCCCUCCCUGCCACUCAUUAGAUCAGAUGUGGCCAUCCAGCGUCAUGGAGUCCAGCGCAAGGCAGAUGAGCAGUGCUUUGGCUGGAAGUCACGCAGGAGUGAGGGAGCUGUGGCCAUGUUCAUUAAGGGUAGUGUGUGCCUCCAGGGGUGACUUAAACUUUAUUCACCUUCUCCUGCAACCUCCGCUGCCCUGAGAAAAGCCACUCAGCAGUCCUGAGCUGCCCCAGGGAGCAGUCGCUUUCUCUCACUCACUGCCUCGCACCAACCCCAGCAGUGCAAUGGGACAUGAGACACAGCAAGCCCCUCAAAUGGGAAAGAACAGCUGAGACUAGCUCUUGACUCCUUUAUCUGCCUUUGUGUUGUGUUGCACGUUCUCUUCCAUGAGCAUGGUUGUCUGGGCCAAUGCAGGUCCCCAUCACGUUUGUAGCUGUUCCCUGCACUCCACAGGCCACUACCGUCAUCGCUGCUACUCUCUGCAUCUGACCACGUCCACGGGCCCCUGCAGCCUGGAGGUGUUAGCUCUCACUCUGUGCCAGCCUGAGGAGCGCCUGCUGGGGCUAAAGGUAGCAAACAGAGGCCAGGCUCAAAUCUCUAGCCCCUGCCUUAAGCUUGAGCUACUUCAUCCUGCAACUGAAAGAACCUCAGGCUGGGGAAGAGCAAUGGGCCGAAUGAGCUGUUCCACCUGAAAAAGCAACAGCCCUGGGAGAUGGUGCUCCACUGCGGCGGGCUCAUAGUACCCACGUUCUGGCAGCCCCAGAUGCUGAUGUGUUCGCUCGUCCUUGGCCUCCCUCCCUGUGCUUUUCGGUGGAGGAAGAGUUCAUGGUUGGCUCUUGCCUGGAGACCAGUUCCCUGGUAGCUCCCGUCUUGCAUCUGAAAUGACAUCCUGUGACCCUAACACAGCUACUCUGCAUUAGAGCUCUCCCUUUGCUGGCCACUCCCUACGUGGGUGUUUAGAAAAGGGAGCUGUGGAAUUACAGCCUAGUGCAGUCAUGCAUCAGGGCCUUGUCCUGUUCGUACUGGUGGCACUUUUGCUAUUGACUUCAGUGAGAGCAGGGUCAGGCCCAUAGCGAAGAAGCUACUUAUGAAGCUCAGUCUUCCAGGGCUUCUGAAUUUACAACCAAUCAUUUGCUCUGGACUGAAAGCUAGCAACGAAGGCUCCCACCACAGGCGAGAAAUGUCACUUUAAUAAAAUUCUGAACCAAAUGCUGUUACCCAUCAGCCCUGCUGCAGCCACAAACUAGAUUUUGGAUUUUUGUUAAUGGCUUCGCAUUUUUACUGUUGCCAAAAUUGCCACAUCAUUUAAAAACAAGAACAAGGUGUGAAAUGUUCCUGGUAGUGUGGCCGAAAGGUGACUCGUGUUGCUAAUUUUGAAUUUAAAAAUAGUAUCAAUUACUGACGCCUCCUGCAACUUUUUAAAAAAAGUUGCUAUUGGAGUAUUGUUGAAUUGUCAAAAAGAGGCGUGUGUGUGGGAUUGGGGUGUUUAAUUCUAUGGUAACUAUUGCACAGAGGCCCUGGGCUGCUAGCAUUUACUUUGGGGAAAAAAGUUUACGGUGAAGCUGUCCUCUGAAAAGUAUCUCACUCCUGGAAGAUGUCAUAUUAAUUGGUUGAAAUUUGUUAAGACUACAAAUAAAUGAGGUUUUUUUCCCCCUAAUUCUCAGCCCUCUAACUUCAA
Messenger RNA from Gopherus evgoodei (Goodes thornscrub tortoise), 4878 nucleotides. RefSeq names its product SID1 transmembrane family member 1 (gene SIDT1). The transcript is spliced from 27 exons. Gene Ontology annotation, cellular component: membrane. Lineage: Eukaryota; Metazoa; Chordata; Testudines; Testudinidae. The coding region runs from base 415 to 2982 and encodes 855 amino acids. The record is from RefSeq and is a predicted model, not a curated record.